Saprolegnia diclina VS20 is the source of this 1826-nucleotide messenger RNA. RefSeq names its product threonine ammonia-lyase, biosynthetic, variant. The record is from RefSeq and is a predicted model, not a curated record. Bases 455 to 1771 code for a protein of 438 amino acids. Gene Ontology annotation, molecular function: threonine deaminase activity; pyridoxal phosphate binding. The transcript has 4 exons. Lineage: Eukaryota; Oomycota; Saprolegniomycetes; Saprolegniales; Saprolegniaceae. Gene Ontology annotation, biological process: L-threonine catabolic process.
GCGGUCGUCGCCAAGAGCAUUCUCGUGGUGGCCAUACUCUCUUGCGGUUUGUAUGCAUACGACGUUGAAGUUGGCGUCAAAACCCGAUAUACCAUGCUGGUCUCAUGCCGACGGGCGCUGAGCACGCGGCCGUGGAGCCGCGCGCUCGGGUCGACGCAGCGCUAUGCGCCGAGCCUCUCGACGGACGACUAUUGCCGCAUGACGAUCGAGUCGCGCGCGUAUGACAUCGCCGUGACGACGCCGCUCAUGAAGGCGCACGCGAUGUCGGAAGCGCUUGGCAACACGAUCUUGCUCAAGCGCGAGGACAUGCAGCCCGUCUUCUCGUUCAAGAUCCGCGGCGCGUAUAACAAGAUGGCGCACUUGUCCACGGCAGCGCGCGACGCGGGCGUCGUUUGUUGCAGCGCCGGCAACCACGCGCAGGGCGUCGCGCUCUCGGCCAAGACGCUCAAGCUCCAUGCGACGAUCGUCAUGCCCCUCGCAACGCCCGAGAUCAAGGUCAAGGCCGUCCAGCAGCACGGUACGACGACGCAUCUCAUCUCGCAUGACAAGCGACUGCAAAUACAUUGUCAACUCAGGUGGCGACGCGGUCAAGAUCAUCUUACAUGGCAACAACUUUGACGAAGCGGCCGCCGAAGCGCGGCGCAUCGAGGCCGCCGAGGGCCGGACCAUGAUUCUGCCGUUCGACGACCCGCUCGUGAUUGCGGGCCAAGGCACGAUUGGGAUGGAAAUUUUGCAGCAAACCACAGGCAAGCCGCUCGAUGCCGUCUUUGUCUGCUGCGGCGGCGGUGGUAUGCUCGCGGGUGUCGCCAACUGGGUCAAGCACUUUCGGCCCAGCGUCAAGGUCAUUGGCGUCGAAGCGGCGGACGCGGCAGGCAUGACGGCGUCGCUCGCGGCAGGCAAGCGCGUCGAGCUCGACCAAGUUGGGCUGUUCGCGGAUGGCGCGGCCGUCAAGCUCGUGGGCGAGGAGACCUUUCGCAUCUGCCAAGCGCACGUCGACGAGAUGAUCACGGUGACGACCGACGACAUUUGCGCAGCGAUCAAAACGGGCUUCAACGACACGCGCGUCGUGCUCGAGCCCGCGGGGGCACUCGCGAUCGCCGGUGUCGACCGCUACAUCAAGGACAAGAAACUGCGCGGUGGCACCUACUGCGCGAUUACGUCUGGUGCCAAUAUGGACUUUACGCGGCUGCGCUUUGUCUCGGAGCGUGCCGACAGCGCCGAGACGCUCAUCUCUGUCAAGAUCGACGAGCGUCCCGGCGCCUUUGAGCGAUUGCACUCGUACAUGGACGCCGAGGGCGUCCGCAUCACCGAGUUUAGCUACCGCUACUCGGAGAAGGACAACGCGCACAUCUGCAUGUCGUUCCAGAGCCCGUCCCGCGAGCAGUCGGACAGCGUGCUCGCGCGGCUGAGCGGCGCCGGCUUUUCGGUCGAGGACCUCCGAGAGAACGAGCUCGCCAAGGUGCACGCACGGCACCUCGCGGGCGGCAAGAGCGUGCUCGUGGGCAACGAACGGCUCUUUCGCUUCGAGUUUGCCGACAAGCCUGGUGCGCUCAAGGCGUUCCUGACGCACAUGCACGGCGGGUCGACCUGGAACAUAUCGCUCUUCCACUAUCGGAAUCACGGCGCCGACAUUGGCCGCGUCCUCGUCGGCUUCCAAGUGCCUCCGGGGGACGAAGGGCGGUUUGGCGAGUACCUCCGCGCUGUCGCCUACCACCACGUCGACGAGACCGACAACCCCGUGUACAAGCAGUUCUUGGCCCGUAACGAGUAAGCUCUUAGUUGAAUAAUAUGUCGAAACAGCACACGAAAGGGUUUGAAACGCUGCA